GUGUUGAGUUGAUUUUUAUUCUCCUCUUAGCAGGCUACAGCAAUGGAUACGGCAGUGAGGUUUAUGGCACAGCAGAUGGUUAUGGGGCAGGUGAGUCUGGACUGGAUAGGUACAAAGGAGCAUAUCCUAAUGUCACACUAACAUAUAAGCAAAUUUAUAAACGAGUUAAAAUUAUAAUUAUGUUACAGGACCUGGCUACCCAUCAGUAUUAGCUGAUAACAUUGGCCUGAAUGGUAUAGCUGGUAAGGCUAGAGGUUAUAAGUGUAACUAACAACAUUGCAUUCACACUAAAGAGAGAUACCUAAACUCUGUCCUGUGAUUAUACACAAUAUUGUUCUACUCAAGAUUGUAGAAAAUAACCUCAUCCAUCCUAAUCUGAGUAACUGAAGUAUCUGAACUGCAAUAACUUGAACACUGUGAAAUCAGCUGAUGCCUGUGCAGUUGCUUUUAUACGAGUACUAAGGUAAAGCAAGACUGUAGUUUGCUCCUUGAGUACUAAUGGAAAAUGGUAAACCAAUUCUUUCGCAUACAUUAACUAGAAGCAGCAGCAUCAUCAUGAAAUCACAGAGGUCGGUGUUUGCUCUCUCAGGUCUUGGAGCUGGAGGCCUUGGAGGUCCAGGGCUGGUGGUGAACCCUGGCCUGGGUACUGAUGCCAAGUCGAGAAAGUAUGGGGCUGGUGGAGUUCUUGGAGCUGCCGGAUCCUUGCCUUACGGUGGCCAGCCUGUGGUCUCAGCUGGAGUUGGCCAUCAGGGCAAGACUGGUACUUAUGGUGGAACUACAUACAGAGGAAUACCAACCCUUGGGCCAGACACUGCUUUGGGUGGUACAGGUGGAGCAAUGGAGCCUUUAGCAGGCGGAGCUGUAGGCCAGAUUCCUUACAGCGCACCAGUCAUUGCAGCUGGGCUUGAGGUUGAUGCUGAUUAUGCUUUUGGUGCUGAGCAACUCGGUCUGGGUGCUGAUGCUACAAAGACAGCCGCCAAAUAUGGCACAGGAUAUGCGGCUGCACUAAGUACUGCUGGUCAGGGGCCCUAUGGUGGACAGAACGAUGGAAGGAAGCUUAGUGGCAUUUAUGGGAAUGGGUACAAAGGUUGAUUUCCAAGGCCAUGCUGUUAACAUCGUCAGUGUGGUGGUGUUGUUGUUGUUGUUUUUAUUUUGCCUAGUAUUCCUCACUGUUGUGCAGCUUUGUGCCUUGUUUUUGUUUGCCAUAUUGUUUUAGUUUUAGGUUUAUGCUCAUUUGUGUGGGCAUGUGUGUAUACGAGUGGUUUUGAUGUUCAUUGUCCUUGAUUUUCGCCCAGUCUGUUCAUUUGUCUUGUCCGGUGGAGUGUUUAAUGUCCCUUGUGCGUCUCUGUAUCAAACUAAAACAUGCUAAGCACUUCA
Molecule: messenger RNA, 1377 nt
Organism: Carassius auratus (goldfish)
Lineage: Eukaryota; Metazoa; Chordata; Actinopteri; Cypriniformes; Cyprinidae
Exons: 8
Coding region: 499-1092 (197 amino acids)
Source: RefSeq, a predicted model, not a curated record